Nicotiana tabacum (common tobacco) is the source of this 696-nucleotide messenger RNA. The record is from RefSeq and is a predicted model, not a curated record. NCBI's taxonomy places the organism in Eukaryota, Viridiplantae, Streptophyta, Magnoliopsida, Solanales, Solanaceae.
AUGAAGAAGGACUUGCAUAUGGUUUUCAUUGACAUAAAGAAAGCCUAUGACAAAGUCACGAGAGAGGUUCUAUGGAGAUGUUUGGAGGCUAAAGGAGUGCAUGUAAUGUAUAUUAGAGUGAUACAUGACAUGUAUGAUGGCGCUAAGACACGGGUUAGGACAACAGGAGGAGACUCUGAAUACUUUCCGGUUACGAUGGGGUUGCAUCAAGGAUCAACACUUAGCCCGUUGUUGUUUUCCUUGGCAAUGGAUGCAUUGACGCGACACAUUCAAGGGGAGGGGCCUUGGUGCUUGUUAUUUGCGGAUGAUAUAGUCCUGAUUGAUGAGAGGCAAGGUAGUGUUAAUGAGAGGCGGGAGGUCUGGAGACAUACUCUUGAGUCUAAAGAUUUCAAGUUGAGCAGGACCAAGACAAAAUACUUGGAGUAUAAGUUCAGCGGUGUUACCGAGGAAGCGGACGGGGAUUUGAGGCUUGACACGCAAGUCAUUCCCAGAAGAGAGAGUUUCAAGUAUCUGAGGUCUAUAAUUCAUAAGGAUGGGAAGAUUGAUGAGGAUGUCAUACAUUGUAUCGGAGCAGGGUGGAUGAAGUGGAGGCUCGCUUCCGGUGUCUUGUGCUAUAAGAAUGUGGCGUUGAGACUUGAGGGUAAGUACUACAAGGUAGUGGUUAGACUGACUAUGUUGUAUGUGGCAGAGUGUUAG